UUUAUCUGCUCUGGACAUAAUAAUUCCAAGAAUCUGACCUUUUGAACCGUUGCCAUCUCCAUAUCGAGAUUAAUUACCACCUAUCAAUUGAAUGUGUAAAAAUAGGAAUAGUCAUUAGUUGAUCUUUCUCUGUGCGAAGUGGCCACCGAAAAUGAAUUCAAUUUUCGUUCAUUUCAUCUUAGCAUUGUUGUCGUUAUCGUAUGGAUCGGCUGAUGGACAAAAAACUGAUUUCGUCGUCAAAGACUACACGGGACCCAUUACAUUAGAAGUGGUGGAAUCACUGAAAAAUGCUGAAAUCCUACAAAUCAUCAAUAGUACCAUUACCCAAUAUCCAACGAAGAUAUUUUCGAGAUUACCGAAAAUCAAGAAGGUCGUCGUUUUGAGAAGCACUUUCACCAUAAUGGAUCCUACUAUAUAUGAGGAUUCCAAUCAACUAGAAAGCAUCCUGUUCGAGAAGAACAACGUUCCAGAAUUACCCUUAUCGCUCCUCCGCAAAACAACAUUCCACAAAAUCAUCAUAUCCGACCAAAGUCAAGUCGGAGUCAUACCGGAGAAUUUCGCUAACGAAACCAAAAACUUGAGAAUCUUCGAAUGUUCCAACUGCAAUAUUGAAAGAAUCGAAGAUGGGGCAUUCAACAAUUUGAAUCUUUUGGAAACUCUGAAUCUCCAACAGAAUUCUAUCAAACAGUUAUCGUCCAAAAUUCUUUCGCCACUUGUAAACUUGAAGGAGCUGAAUUUGGCCGGAAACCUGAUCGAAAAGUUCACAACUGAUCAAAUCGAAACGAAUUCCAACCUGGAAAGCAUCGAUCUCAAGAAGAAUCCUCUUAGAGAAGUCAAUUUAGUGGAUGUGCUCAAAGCAUGCCCUAAGCUGAGGAAAAUUGACAUCCGAGGAACAAACAUGUCUAAAGCUCAUUUGAAGGAACUGCUCAGUAAACUUAGUAAUGUUGAAGUAUUGACUGAUUGAAUGUAAAUUUUUUUUCGAUUUGAAUGAAAGAGUUUUUUGAUA
Messenger RNA from Coccinella septempunctata (seven-spotted ladybird), 1006 nucleotides. RefSeq names its product leucine-rich repeat-containing protein 15-like. The transcript is spliced from 3 exons. Bases 152 to 964 code for a protein of 270 amino acids. Gene Ontology annotation, molecular function: protein binding. NCBI's taxonomy places the organism in Eukaryota, Metazoa, Arthropoda, Insecta, Coleoptera, Coccinellidae. The record is from RefSeq and is a predicted model, not a curated record.